Molecule: messenger RNA, 1923 nt
Organism: Planococcus citri (citrus mealybug)
Lineage: Eukaryota; Metazoa; Arthropoda; Insecta; Hemiptera; Pseudococcidae
Product: G-protein coupled receptor dmsr-1-like
Exons: 2
Coding region: 230-1312 (360 amino acids)
Biological process (GO): G protein-coupled receptor signaling pathway
Cellular component (GO): plasma membrane
Molecular function (GO): G protein-coupled peptide receptor activity
Source: RefSeq, a predicted model, not a curated record
CAGCAUCACAGUGACAGAAUACAUAAAACUGAAAGCAAUAUUUCACAAUCAACUGUGUAACCCGUGUUAAUGUUCUACAUAUAUUGAGUGAUCGGUAAUUAUUUGAAAAAGUUAUUCGUUUUUGAAAAUUGAACGUGAUAAUUAGGUAGGUAUUCCUAAACCAUAAUUCAUUUUCAAACAGUCAACUUUCUUUUUUGAGUGUCGCAUGUCGGUAGUUUGAAAAAUCAAGAUGUCGUCUGAAGAAUCAUUUUGUGGAGCUACAUUAGAGAAUCUUGAUUCUUACUAUUCGGAGAACAUACAAGAUUACAUAGAUAUACCAAUAUGCAUAAUCGGUGUGAUUUUUAACAUAUUGAACAUCCUGGUGUUCACAAGGAGGAAUAUGAAAUCACCGGUGAACCUAAUUUUCACUCAUUUGGCGAUUGUAAGUUUAUCAGAGCUGUUGGCGUAUGCAUCUUUCAUAUGGGUAAGGGUACACAUUGCAUAUUAUAGUAAGAGAACAAACUACGAAGAAUGGACUUAUACACGAGCAUGGAUUUCGAUGCUAAGCUCAGAAUUGCUAAACAUUUCUAACCGCAUAUCAGUGUAUAUUGUAAUGAUGCUAGCAAUAUGGAAGUAUAUAGCUGUAUUUCAUCCAUCAAAGGAAUCUCAAUGGUGCAAUAUGAAAACUACACGUUACACUGUGGUAGCUGGUUAUAUCGUAUGCAUUUUGCUUUUUAUACCGGAGUAUCUGUCACCUUAUAUUUAUAAACGGGCCAUAGGUCCGACGACAAUUUACAUAUUUAGUAUUGAAAUUGAUUCCAUCAUGUACACUGCGUCACAAGUUAUCAAAAUAGCGUUGCAUGAAUUAUUACCAUCACUUGUGUUACCAAUAUUAGGUGUUAGAUUGAUCGCCACACUAUGGAUGAAAAAAGAACACCCAACUCCUUCUUCAAAUGUUGAAAACAGCACAGACAAUGUCGAAAUGAAGCGACAAACCAAUCGAUCAAUAAUCAUAUCGAUGAUAAUGGUGGCCCAAUGUUUAAGUUUCGUGAUUCCAACAGGAUUACUCGACCUAGCACGAUAUACCGUUCUUGCAGAAUAUUAUUUUUCAAUUCAUUUCAAAUGUACUAACAGCUUCUAUGUAAUACUCAAUAUUUUAGAAUGCAUUAAUAAAUGUAUUACAUUUAUAGUAUAUUACGCCCUGGACCGAGACUUUAAAGUCACAUUUAAAUCUUUGGUCAACAAAAAAAAUGCUGCUGUUUGGAAACUAAAUUACGUUUCUUCGAGCAGUACGAGAGGGAAUGAUGGAAGCUUAGAAAUAGAUCGAAUUUAAUCAAGUGCUCAGAUCCAAUUAGAUCUGACCCGAUCGGAUUAGACCUGUGCAUAUUUUUCAUUCAAAAUGCAUGUGUUUUAGUGUCUGUUUAGAGAAAAAUACGUAGCUCGCUAUAAAUAGAUAUUGUAUAGAUUUAAGCUAUUGGAUUCAUGUUUCAUGUACGUACCAAUAUGUCAUAUUUUUAUGUAUCUUCUUUAUCAUUAAAAAAUAUAUUCAAAUAAACUGAGCCUUUACGUAGGUAAUUAUUAGGUACCAAAACCAAUCAGCCAAUUGUUUGUUUUUUUCAUAGUUUCGAAACGAUAUGUCACAAAAUAUUUUGCAAUCUUUUACAUUUUGACCAAAAUUAUGAAACUCUCCACGCUCCCUGUCCUAGCUUCCAUCAUGGUUUUCCUGAUCCCAUCACGAAAAUGUCACAGCUGUGAUAUUAUAAAAAUAUCGUGAAAAUGUACCCAUGCUUCCUGGUAUUUAUUUAUUUAUUUAUUUUAAGUUAAUUUAAUUUAAUGAGCCAUAUACAGCAACUUAUUGGCUAGAGGCUCGUAUUUACGAGUGUAAAGCUUAAAAUUAGGUUACACAAGAAAUAUAGUCAAGUACAUAUGUACAUACAAUUUCAA